Molecule: messenger RNA, 1468 nt
Organism: Ylistrum balloti
Lineage: Eukaryota; Metazoa; Mollusca; Bivalvia; Pectinida; Pectinidae
Product: protein FAM47E-like
Exons: 9
Coding region: 1-1356 (451 amino acids)
Source: RefSeq, a predicted model, not a curated record
AUGGCAGAAAGGAAAUACGAUCUUGCCCUUGUCAAUACACUAACAGACAAAAAAGUUCGACUGCAUCCGUGGUAUAAGGAAAGAUUACAGACAAAACACAUCAAAUCUUUAAAACCUGCUGAUACUUCAAAAUGUUUGAUGGGAAAAGAUUGGCUGUUUCUGAAGGAUGGUUUGGAUGACUUCAGGGAUGGCCUGCCACCACCAGUUCAAGGAGAUGUUUUCAUCAAGGGAAGUAAAGGUCCAGGACCAAAUGUCAAACAUAGCAGUGAGAAUGCUAAGGUAGUAAAACAGCCAGCUGUGAGGAACAGAUUCAGUAAACACCAGAUCUGUUACUCACGACUGACUCCCCUUCAACAGCAGCGGAGGGAUCAUAUUGAUGAAAUAGAGUAUGGUCUAACCCAGCACCCCCUGGCUCUGUACCCACAUCUAGAGGAGAGUGUUAACCCUGAGCUUUUUGAGGAUAUUGUGGACAUCCUUGACCCUGAGAUGAACUUAGACUCCGAAGUUGGUUCAUUAGAGGACUUUGAUGAUGAGGAGGAAAGUAAAACUCCGAAAUCAGAUGAGGAUGGGGAUAAGGAAUCAGAGAUAGACUUAGAUAAAGCACAUGAGACGGAAGAGAAUGUUGUACGGAAUCCAUACAGAUGGCUUCCUCGCAAGGAGGAAAAGGAAAAGAAAGAUAAGAAGAAAUCAUCAGAUCGUGGUGGACCUGGGUCUCCUUCUAGAGGUGAGCAUAUACAGAAAGUAACCAAAGAGUUCUGUGAUUGGGUGGCGAGCCUAGGAGGAGAGGAGAAUAAUAUUGAGGAGUCUACCAUUACUAGUCUGUUUGCCAGUGGCUACGAGACAAAACCAGCCCUGUCUGUGCCGAUACAUGUCGUGGAGCUUACAAAUGUUCCACAGGACCUCCGCAGUACAGCUCCUGGAGCACAAACGCAACAGGCAAACAAAAAUAUACCACCUGCAGAGCAGAAGAAAGAAAACUGGAGCUACACAGGAAAGUAUGAACCAAGUUGGGUAAAAUUCAAAUAUGGAUCUUGGUAUUUGGACCCUAAAACUUGGAAGAUGAGAAAGUAUUCUGAACCCCUUAUGGAUCCAAAAGAGAUUAAAGACAAGGAAAUGUCUGAGGCCAAGAAGAGGAGCAAAGAAUUGAAUCAAGAAAUAUCUAUCUCUCAUGGAGCAAAGGCGUUUUCAGAGUUUAUGAACCGAAGAGAUGAUCGCAAACCAGAGUUUUUAAUUGAAGUGGAGGAUAUACAACAGAAGGCGGCAGAAGAGGAAGCGAGAAAGUUAGAGGCCGAGUUAGCGGCCAAGAACAAAACAUUUUUAUAUCGUAAAAAGGCUGACACUGUGGAAGCCUCCUAGCUGUUACUGUGAUGUUACAUCAUUACAGGAGAAAUCAGAUCAAUGCUUAUAUUUCUCAAGCCAGUGAAAUAAUGCUAAUAAUUUUAUAAAUUGUUUUUGUAAAUUAAGAAUC